UUACUCUCAUUGUCACCUAGUAGUGCUACUUAGAGUAUAACAUUGGAGAGAAACAACUGUAUGACUCUGAGAGGGGAGGCGAGGACCGCGAUUCCACCACGCCUUCCUCAUGUCAAAACAGCGUGUACUCACUCAUCCACUCCACGCAGAGUCAAACUGCAACUGACAAGGAUCUCCAAUGGCGACGCACUCUGCACAUAAGAACUGUGCUCUUCUUUUGCUGCUUUCGAUCCUGUCUGUGUCACUUACUACGCAAGAUGACCUCAUAGUCAAUACUCGCAAUGGGAAAGUCCAAGGAAAACAGCUUUCCGUGCUCGGUGGUAAUAUCCGAGCCUUCCUUGGCAUUCCAUUUGCAAAACCACCACUUGGCAAACUGAGAUUCAGAGAUCCAGAGCCUGCAGAAAGAUGGGAGGGGGUGUUGGAUGCCACUAACUAUGCAAAUUCAUGCUACCAGAUUCCUGAUACAUUCUAUCCAGGUUUCAGGGGUGCAGAGAUGUGGAACCCAAACACUAAAUUAAGCGAGGACUGCCUCUAUCUAAAUAUCUGGACCCCUUUUAACAAAGCUAGUCAGAGUUCACUGGCUCCUGUCCUUGUCUGGAUCUAUGGAGGGGGGUUUCUUUCAGGAACAUCCUCUCUGGAUAUUUAUGAUGGCCGGUACCUGAGUAAAGUUGAAGGUGUUGUUGUCGUAUCAAUGAAUUACAGAAUUGGUCCGCUUGGCUUUUUGGCUUUGCCUGACAACAACAUUCGAGGCAAUGCAGGUCUCCUGGACCAGCGCUUAGCCCUUCAAUGGGUAGCCGAUAAUAUUGCCUCUUUUGGGGGUGACCCUUCACAGGUCACAAUUUUUGGGGAGAGUGCUGGGUCUGCAUCUGUCGGCUUCCACCUCCUCUCCCCAGGUAGUCAUGACCUUUUCCAAAGGGCCGUCAUGCAGAGUGGUUCCCCGAAUGCACCGUGGGCCUUAAUCAGCAAGACAGUUGCACAUGAAAGGUCCAUGAUGCUGGCUCAAUUAAUCGGCUGCUCCAUGUCUACUCCAGCUUAUCUGGACAUCUGUUUACAAGUGACUGAUCCUUGGUUGAUAACCUCAAAGCAAUUUGAUGUUGUCACACAGCCCAGUAUACUGUCCAUUCCUUUUCCACCGGUUGUGGAUGGGUACUUCCUACCUGAUGAACCUGAGAUCUUGCUGCAAAGUAAUGCACUUCCAAAGAAAGAAGUGUUGCUUGGAUUAAACAGGAAUGAAGGGACCUACUUUUUAGUUUAUGGGAUGCCAGGAUUUAACAUCACUGGUGAGAGUCUCAUCACCAGGAAGGAGUUCAUACAAGGAGUGCGGCUGGCUAUGGCAGGCUUUGACGCUGUUGCAGAAGAAGGGGUCGUUUUCCACUACACCGAUUGGACGGACGAGCAUAACAGCAUGAAAAACCGUGACUCCCUGGGGGAUCUGGUUGGAGACCGUUUUUUUGUUUCUCCUUUGUUAGAGUUUGCUCGCAGGUACUCACAACGGGGAGGUAAAACAUUCCUAUAUUCUUUUGAUCACCGGUCUUCCAUAAAUCCUUGGCCGGAAUGGAUGGGUGUUUUACAUGGGGACGAGAUAGAGUUUGUGUUUGGAAUGCCACUGAAUGAAACAUGGGGGUACACAAAGGCUGAAGUGAACAUGACCAAGAAAUUUCUGAAGCACUGGGCAAACUUUGCAAGGACCGGAAAUCCAGGAAUUGAUGGAGCCGCAUGGCCCUUGUUCACCCCUGAACGGCAAGAGUAUUUCACACUGAACUCUAACCUUCCAGAAAAAAGAAGGAUGAUGAGAGCCAAAGAGUGCUACUUGUGGAAUAAAAUGAUGCCAAGAAUACAGCAGUUUUCAGGUGAUCUACAGGCCUGUCUGACUGCAAAUGGAAGAAUGCUCCACUUCAACUGCACAUUCCUUAUCAUUUCAUUGUUUAUCUCGUUACUCCGUCUGUAAAGGGAGAAGGGGGCAAAUCUGUCUUACAUAUAACUUGACUGUUCGAUGCCCAUAUGCAAAAGAAAGGGGG
Molecule: messenger RNA, 2018 nt
Organism: Hippocampus comes (tiger tail seahorse)
Lineage: Eukaryota; Metazoa; Chordata; Actinopteri; Syngnathiformes; Syngnathidae
Product: acetylcholinesterase-like
Exons: 10
Coding region: 179-1948 (589 amino acids)
Biological process (GO): acetylcholine catabolic process; choline metabolic process
Cellular component (GO): plasma membrane
Molecular function (GO): acetylcholinesterase activity
Source: RefSeq, a predicted model, not a curated record